Dendroctonus ponderosae (mountain pine beetle) is the source of this 1189-nucleotide messenger RNA. RefSeq names its product alpha-tocopherol transfer protein-like. Gene Ontology annotation, molecular function: phosphatidylinositol bisphosphate binding. NCBI's taxonomy places the organism in Eukaryota, Metazoa, Arthropoda, Insecta, Coleoptera, Curculionidae. Gene Ontology annotation, cellular component: membrane. The coding region runs from base 174 to 1094 and encodes 306 amino acids. The record is from RefSeq and is a predicted model, not a curated record. The transcript is spliced from 6 exons.
GACUCAGACACCUGAACGUCGCUUUAGUAUAAGACAAAGUCGACUUGACUCACUUUCACAGUCGACACACCGGACUUGCGUCUGUUGGAUUUUUCUCUCUGUCGACUUUUUUGCGGGGUUGUGCACGGUUUGGACUUUUUGGCCUUUUUGGAAGCGAAAGGAAAGCGAGCAUCAUGACUUUGGUUCAACCGUCACCCGAAAUGCAAAUCAACAUCAGGAAGGCGCUGAACGAGGACGUCAACACGCGACAAUCGGAUCUGGAACACAUCAAGGAGUGGAUGCUGAAACAGCCCCAUCUGCCGGAUUCAUGGGACGAUGAGAGAAUAAUGACGUUCCUGCGCGGCUGCAAAUUCUCCCUGGAAAAAACCAAACGAAAGCUGGAUAUGUACUUUACGAUGCGCACAGCGUGUCCAGAGUUCUUUGCCAACCGCGACAUCACUCGACCUGAACUGCAACACAUUGCGCAACUCGGCCACUUGCCGCCGUUGCCAGGUCUCACGCCCGACGGCAAGCGAAUCGUUGUGAUGCGUGGCAAAGACAAGGACAUCGACACCCCGCCCCUGGGCGAUGUUGCCAAAGUGGUGCUGAUGAUCGGCGACGUCCGAUUGGCGGCGGAGGAGACUGGCGUGGCCGGCGACGUGUACAUUCUGGACGCCAGCGUUGCCAGUGCCAGCCAUUUUUCCAAAGUUUCACCCUCGCUGGCCAAGAAGUUUCUGGUUUGCGUGCAGGAAGCCUAUCCGGUGAAGCUGAAGGAGGUCCAUGUGGUGAACGUGUCGCCAUUGGUCGAUACGAUAGUCCAGUUCGUCAAGCCCUUCCUCAAGGAGAAGAUCCGGAACCGGAUCUAUCUGCAUUCCAGCUUCGACACGUUGCACGAGAAGAUCCCCAAGGAGAUUUUGCCGGAGGAGUAUGGCGGCACUGCCGGGAAACUGCAGGAGUUUCACGAGGCCUGGAUGAAGAAGCUGGAAGAAUAUGGGCCGUGGUUUAGGGCGCAGGAGGACUUGAAGGCCGACGAGUCGAAGCGUCCGGGGAAGCCGACAAACUACGACGAUCUGUUCGGCAUCGAUGGCAGCUUCCGGCAACUAUCCAUCGAUUGAUUCUUGCGUUUGAUCAUUAAAGGUGUACGUGUUGUUAAUUAAGCCUCAAAUUGUAUUAAAAGCACUUAUUGUUAAAAAUAAACAUUUUGAAAAUA